GAAGAGGAGAAAGAACCAAAGAACCAAAGAACCUCAUACGUUCAAGAAUCAAGAGAGAUCAAGUGAAAAAGUGAUCUUUGAAACUUUUCUCCCAUUUUCUUCAUUUUCUUCAUUUCAUCAUGACCACUCCAAACCCUGAAUCUCAGUCUCAGUCUCAAUCUCAGUCCAAUGAUGAUCAUCAAAUCACAGUUGGAGAAUACUUUUUAUCUAGGAUGUCUCAAUUAGGUAUCAAACAAGUGUACGGCGUUCCAGGCGACUACAAUCUUGGGUUUCUUGAUUUGAUUGAAGAUCAUCCGGAUUUAAAUUGGGUAGGAUGUUGUAAUGAAUUAAAUGCAAGUUACGCUGCAGAUGGUUAUGCUCGAGUUUCACAAGGUGGAAUAGGCUGUCUUGUCACUACAUUUGGAGUAGGAGAGCUUUCAGCAUCAAAUGGAAUUGCGGGUGCACAUUCCGAGCGUGUUCCCGUAGUCCAUCUAGUAGGUGUUCCAGCCACCACUUUACAAGCCGAUCAUGCAAUCUUGCAUCACACUCUAGGUGAUGGAAGGUUCGACGCCUUUAAAAAGAUAUCAAAACAACUCACCUGUGCUCAAUCUUUCUUAACAAAACACACCAAUCCAACCGAAGAAAUCGAUCGGAUCUUAAGAUCUGCCUUAAGGUAUUCUAGACCUGUUUAUUUAACCUUACCAACCGAUUUGGUUUAUAUGAAAGUGUCUUCUGGUUCAUUGAAAAAGUCUUUAAGAGAUCAAGUCUUGAUUGAUUUAGAGUCUAAACUUGAUCCGAAGAUUAUCCAACAUGUUGUGGAACAGAUUAGUGAAUUGUUUGUGAAAUCAAACCGACCAAUUCUUAUGUUGGACGCUUGUUGUGAUCGGUUCAGAGUCCAAUCAGAAGCCAUCAAAUUAGUUGAAGCACUUCAGAUUCCAGUCUAUACUACUCCAAUGGGUAAGACUAUCAUCAAUGAAUCACAUCCUUUGUUCGGAGGACUUUAUGUGGGUGAUAUCACCGUAGCAGGUGUUAAGGAACAAGUAGAAAGUUCAGAUUUGAUUAUAUGUAUCGGUACUAUCAUGUCUGAUUUCAACACAGGUAACUUUUCGUACAAUUUACAAUCCUCUACAAGAGUAGAACUACAUUCAUCCGAAACAAUAGUCCAAUACGCCCAUUAUCCAGACCUUGGCUUCCGUCAACUGUUACCAAUCUUAACCCAAACCCUUUCAUCUUUACCCAAAAAAACUAUCCGAAAAGAAGAAUUAAAUCCAAGAUUUAUUACAAAAGAUGAUCAGAAGAAUCAUGGAUUGAUAACUCAAGAUCAGUUUUGGCCACUUUGGGCUCAAGAUUUUUUUCAACCCAAUGAUGUCGUCUUGGGUGAAACUGGUACUAGUAGCUUUGGAUUACUUGAUGUGAAGUUUCCGGAUGGUGCUUCGUUUUUGUCUCAAGUCUUGUGGGGUAGUAUAGGAUGGACCACUGGAGCCUGCUUAGGUGCAGCCCAAGCAGCAGCUGAGCAAGGGAAACGAACGAUUUUGUUUAUUGGUGAUGGUAGUUUACAACUUACUGUUCAAGAGAUUAGUACGAUGAUUCGGGUCGGAGUUAAGCCUAUUAUUGUGGUUUUAAAUAAUGAUGGAUAUAGUAUUGAAAGAUUCAUCCAUGGAAUGAAACGGAAAUAUAAUGAUAUCCAACCAUGGGUCUGGACUGGAAUCCUAGAUCUUUUCAAUCCUCAAAAGAAUCCAACUACAAGAUCAUAUCGAAUCGAAAGAUAUGAUGAAUUGGUUGGUUUAUUAAAAGAUUCUGGGUUUAGAAAAGCUGAUGUGAUCCAACUUGUAGAAGUGAAACUGGGAAAAGAAGAUGCACCACGUGCAUUGAAACUUCAGGCUGAGAUGACUAGUAAAGGUAAUGCUUAUUGAAGAACUGAUUGAAGAACAGUUUUGGAUAGGGUGUUCUUGAGCGUCUAAAGUGUACUUUUGAUUUGGCUAUUAAUUUCCUGUUAUGAAUCAUAGAUAUUUUGCAGGAUGAUCUUAGUUUUGAUGAU
Melampsora larici-populina 98AG31 is the source of this 2017-nucleotide messenger RNA. RefSeq lists its product as uncharacterized. The transcript is spliced from 14 exons. Lineage: Eukaryota; Fungi; Basidiomycota; Pucciniomycetes; Pucciniales; Melampsoraceae. The record is from RefSeq and is a predicted model, not a curated record. The coding region runs from base 120 to 1892 and encodes 590 amino acids. Gene Ontology annotation, molecular function: thiamine pyrophosphate binding; magnesium ion binding; carboxy-lyase activity.